Amborella trichopoda is the source of this 1714-nucleotide messenger RNA. Its product is annotated as RNA-binding (RRM/RBD/RNP motifs) family protein. The record is from RefSeq and is a predicted model, not a curated record. Gene Ontology annotation, biological process: regulation of gene expression. Gene Ontology annotation, molecular function: RNA binding. Gene Ontology annotation, cellular component: chromatin; nucleoplasm. Lineage: Eukaryota; Viridiplantae; Streptophyta; Magnoliopsida; Amborellales; Amborellaceae.
AGUAGUUUCAUCUUUCUCGCCAUAUCAUUAGGGUUUCUCUUGUUUAUUUUAGAGAACGGAGGGUUCCUAUAUUUAUCUACUGUCUUUCUGGGGUUUCCUUUUUCUCUCACACUCUAGGGUUUGUUUUAUAUCUCUCUCAAAGCUCUAGAUACAGGGUUGUAUAUCUUUCUAAAGGUCUUCCCUUAGGGUUUCUUUCCUAUCUCUCUGUCAUGGUGAAGGCCAAGGCAAAGGAGGCCACCUCUAAUGGAGGUGCUGAGGACGUCAAAUCGGACGAUGAGAAGUCACAACCUCACACAGGAGAAGGUGCAAGUCCAGGAAAGAUUUUCAUUGGGGGUCUUGCAAAGGAAACAACUCUAGCUACUUUUACCAAGUAUUUUGGGAAGUAUGGGGAGAUCACAGAUUCUGUGAUAAUGAAAGAUCGAAGAACUGGACAGCCCCGUGGGUUUGGAUUUGUGACUUAUGCUGACCCAUCUGUUGUUGACAAAGUAAUCCAAGAAAACCAUGUUAUCAAUGGGAAGCAGGUGGAAAUUAAGCGAACCAUUCCUAAGGGAUCUAUUGGCUCUAAGGACUUCAAAACUAAGAAGAUUUUUGUUGGUGGUGUUCCCACUUCUGUUACUGAUGAUGAGUUCAAAGACUUCUUCUCGAAGUUUGGAGAGGUCAAGGAGCACCAAAUCAUGCGUGACCACUCUACUAACCGUUCUCGAGGUUUUGGGUUUAUUACAUUUGAGACUGAGCAAGCUGUUGAUGAUCUUCUAGUUAAGGGAAAUAGAAUAGAGUUGGCAGGAGCCCAGGUGGAGAUCAAGAAGGCUGAACCAAAGAAACCUAAUCCACCACCACCCAAGUAUGGCCAUGAGUCUAGGCCCCCUAUCGGUGGGUUCGGGGAUGUGUAUGGUGGUUAUGGGGGUGGUGGUUUUGGGGCUAGCUCGUAUAGGUCAGGUGGAGGCUUCGGCUCUAGGCCCGGGGGCUAUGGUGGGUAUGGAGGCAGUGACUUUGGGAGUGGUUAUGGUGGUUAUGGUGGUAGCGGUCUAGGUGGAUUCAGGGGUGAGCCAUCGCUUGGUUAUUCUAGCCGUUAUGGUGGUGGAGGCUUCGGUAGAGGUUAUGAGAGUGGAAUGUUAGGGGGAUAUGGUGGAGCUGGUGAGGGCUAUGGAAGUGGUGGCUAUGGUGGUGGUGGCUAUGGUAGUAGCUAUGACUCAGGCCUAGGGGGAGGCUAUGGUGGUCCAGGUGCUGGUGGUGGAGGCAGCCUAUAUGGAAGUAGGGGAGGUUAUGGAGGAGCUGGUGGGGCUGGUCGUUACCAUCCUUAUGCAAGGUAGAAGGCUCCUUCUUCUUGAUCAGGCCUUAACCUCUCCAUAGAGAGGUGAGCUGGCUCAUCCAGGUUCAUAGGAUCCUCUUUCUAUUAAUUCCAAGUUACCUGGCAUUGAACACAUUAGUUGUUUUUGGUUUGUAUGCUAGAGGGGUCGUUCCAUAUAAAAGGGGCCUUUUGCUCAUAUUAGAAUUCCUUAUGAUUUAAGUGAGCAUGCUAUGUUAGAUUUCCUCUGGUUGGAGGGGAGUUUUUGGUGUUUCUAGUGAGAACUUUGACUUAAUGGACAAAACUAGGGUUCCAUACUUGUUUCAUAUGUUUCCAAAUCAGUCAGAUUGUUGUUUCUUAGCUCAUUAGCUUUUGGGUGCUGUUUCCUGUAUAUGUUAUGUUUGUUAGCAAGAAGGAUUAGUUUUUAUU